AUGGAUGUUGCCGACGUCAGACUUGCCUCAUUUGGUGAGCCUGUCAUAUUUGUUCCCCUUUACCGAUUUAUGUCAGACGUGCAUGCAUUUGCUUUCCGUAAUCAUUACUGCUUCUUUUUUUAGGAGAAAGGUACGAAGGCUGGUUCGACCCCUGGCGCCUCAUCCGCCACCUGCGCAAUAAGGCCCACACAUUUGGCGCCAACUACGUGGUAGGCAAUGUGAGGGCGUUCACGCAUCAUAAAGGCAUUGCAACCACCUACUUCUACGAUCGGCCAAAACGACCGACCAUGUCGACGCCCUAUCUGAACGAGGCUGUGGUCAGUGACCCCUCCCGCAUUUUUCCAACCCCAGUUCGUUCUACUCACGCCUCUCCUUUCUGGUUUUAUUAGUUCGUGGUCGUCUAGGUAUGUAUAUGUAUAUAUGCACAGUGUUCUGCCACCAGGGACAACGUGUCCAUCCUCCAUAGGGCCCUCAUGUGUUUUCCAACACGGGCCUUGAGUCGUUUGCUGGUCUCUCCAAUGUAGUUCAUUUCGCCGGAGCAGCAUUGGAUCCGAUAAAUAACGUUUGCUGUGUUACCGAGUGGUCUUAGGUCUCAUGACCAGAUGCCGAAUUGUUGACUGCGGCUGAUGGGAAAUGCCAAUCCCCAGUGGUCUUGGGAGAUGUGCGACCGCCUCAGAGACGCCGUCAAUGUAAGAAAGCGCUCGCCAGACUUUUGGCCGUUCUGUCACUGGGCCUCGGCUUGGCACAGGCUGCCUGUUGCAUUCUAUAAAAUUUCGAGGAUACCCGUUCGCCAUGAAGAGGCGCUGAAGGUAGCGAAGUUCCGACUUUUUGUCGUCUGGCUCGCUGCAGCAGUUUCUUCCCUUUUGUAUAAGGUGCGUACAUAGCUGCGUUUGUGGGAUGACGGGUGCUUGCUGUGGUAGCUCAGGAUUUAGCGCGUAUUGGCGGCCUUCCUAUACGCCGUUGUUUCCAGGUGUCCAUUUGGUUUCCGGUAAACCACUACGUCUAGGAACAAUAGUUGGUUGUUGCUUUCGGCCUCCAUUGCAAACUGGAUACCAGGCGAAACCGAAUUCAGGACGUUGUGAAAUGUCUGAACGAUUUCCCGCUUGAUGCUGACCAAGGUAUCAUCAACAUAUUGAGUUCAAACUUUUGGCCUUCAGGUCUCGAAAACUUCGGCCUCUACCUUAUGGAGAACUGCGCCUAGUGCACUGUUCCUCUAUUGACUCCUGCAGUUAACCUAUGCAUGACAGAUAGGAGAGUAAGACUGACACUGAGGCAUCCACCCGCACGGCGCACUCGUGCACUCUUCACGACACGCGUAAGUCUAUCACGACGCGCUAGGAGUAGUGGCCUGGGAGGUCGCCUGCUGACGGGAUAACUCGGUCGCUACAGGGGAGACCGAAGGACUGAGAGAGUCAGGUUGCAAUGGCGCUAUCCCAAUGUAGUCUUUGUGACACGCGCCGAUGUGGGAUCCGAGGUGUCCUUACAGAAGCCGGGCACGUGUUGUGCGGACCAGGCAGUGUGUGGCACGCGUAGACGGGCCGUUUGGCCUUGUCAGUCAUUUCAUCCAAGUCCACCUCUCCGACAUCGUCUUGCAGUCCGAGUCUCUCUCUCGUGGGUCAGGGGGUGGUGAGACUGCGCAAGUCUGCCUCACCAUAAACUGAUUCACGUGCGGGCCACCGGUGCCGUGUCCACUCCAGGGGCCACGUGGUGGGCGUCGUCGCUUGCGACGGUCGAACUGUCGAGGGUACAAUUAAAACUAUUCCGGUAGUCGACUACCCUCCUCGUCCAUGACGAACUUCUCCACGAACUAAGCCAAAGCAUAUGUGACUGCCACAAGGAUAUCCCUAGUUGGAAUAACAGUUUUAAUAUCAGUUGGUAUUCCUAGUAAACCUGCGCGAGGUCCUCCACUCCCCUUGGGAGUCGUCCCUAGUAAGGAAGGCAAUGUACGUAUGCCGGCCCUGUUUUAUUCGAAAAAUCCGAUUGACACGUCGACCCCCCCCCCUUCCCCUCUCUGCCUGUUAAUUUAACGCGUCCCACAUCACCGACCCACUUUCCUUACAGCAUGCCUCUUACAACUCUCCAUUAUGCCCACUUUCUUACUCCUCAUAGAUUGCCCUGCCGGACGGUUCGGAGACAAGGAUGGCUUUCCACACCUGCGUCAACGCUGCGGGUCCAUGGGCAGCUGAUAUCAUGUCACUGGCCUUGCGCGAUUUUGAUGAGCCCAUGCUUCGCCUACCAGUGGAGAAGAGGUUGGUGCCUGUGCUGUUGCGAUUACUUGUUUCACCGGUUUACGUAGAAGCCCUGGACAUUUGGUUUGCCAGCUGUUUGGGGUUGUCACUGCACUCAUGCUGAACCCGGUGCCGGGCUAUCGAAACUGCACUGGACGUGGCCGGCCUGCAUUUACGUGCUUCAAGUCUCAUUGUAUGGGACAGCUGUCUUAGGAAGCACAUAGGACGGCCACUGCACUUAAACGGUGGUCCGGUCGUUUUCCCCGUUUGCACACGCGGAUGGGAAGACAACGUGAACUCGGAGCUCGUCGGUCGCGCUGUACGAGGACCACCAUUGUCUGGAAAGACAGCAGCGUCGCUCUCUUCACCGUCGCCAGUGGCAUAACCAACUCAGAACGACUGAAGGUGUCUUUGGGACACCGUGACCGGCCAUCGUCUACGUUAACGCAGCAUUUUCACCGCCACCCCUCCCCCCCCCCCCACCCGGUUGGUGGUUGUCCUCUUACUGUACGAUCCAGCGUCCUAGGGGGGAGGGGGAUCAUUCAUCUUGAGAAAUUGGCGGUUGUCCCGAAAUGUCAGCUAUCCAUUUUUGACCUGCAGUCCUACAAAGUCCUAUUGGCGUAUCCCACCUUCUGAUGACCCCUUCUUUGCAUUCUUCCUAGGAAACAGAAUAUUUUUGUCGUGAGUCCGGACUACACCGCAGCUCCGAGCACACAUUUUCCGGGGAUUGACGCUCCCAUCCUGAUUGACCACUCGGGCCUCUUUAUGCAGCGUCAAGGCCUCUCAGGAGACUUUGCCGUUUGCAUGAACCCCUGCCGGACGCAAAACCGGCACCCGGUGAGUCCCAAGCCCUUCUGUCCGUAGCCUAGUACGCGCGUGCGCCACUUCUUCGCAACAACUAUUGUUGUUGUUGUUCUUCCUUUGUAGGAUAAGGAGGACUUCGAAGUUGACUACAGUGAGUUCACAGACCAAAUCCAGCCACGCCUGGCACGUCGCAUCCCUGCCAUGGCAACCGCCAAAAUUAGGUCCGCUUGGGCAUACCUCAACGACUACAAUCCGGUGGAUCAGAGUCUUAUAAUCGGGCCGCAUCCCUUUAUCAACAAUAUGCUGCUAGCAAACGGAUCCAGUGGUCUCAGCACGCAACACUCAAUCGCGAUCGGUCGUGCUAUCGCGGAGUACGUCCACUACCGUCAUUUCAAGUCAAUCGAUCUGACACGUUUUUCCUUUGACCGUUUCUUCCUCAAUUUGCCCAUCUCCGAACGAAACACAUUUUAA
Messenger RNA from Spirometra erinaceieuropaei, 3503 nucleotides. The record is from the annotation of a GenBank genome assembly. NCBI's taxonomy places the organism in Eukaryota, Metazoa, Platyhelminthes, Cestoda, Diphyllobothriidea, Diphyllobothriidae.